GGGUUGUUUUUUAAAUCUACUGAGAUCUCUUUCCCCAUACAACUCGAGUGAAAUGGUAUCAUCAGAAGAAAGUUGGAAAGAGGCAACUGAGGGUUUGGAGGAGAAUGCCUGCGAUUCGUGGUUGACGCGCAUUCAAGAGAAUUAUUCGGAAGAUAAACGCACAUACCAUACUCUCGACUCAUUGAGUGAAAAACUUCAACAUUAUCAAGAUAUUAAGUAUAAUUUGAAGAAUCCCAAAGCCGUCCUUUUCGCUCUCUUUUUUCAAAAUUUUGAAUAUGAUCCAAAGGCGUUAGAUGGAGAGAACAAAAAUUUAGAUCAUUUUACUAAUUUCGCAAAAGAAGCUGGCAUGUCUGCUGACUCGGAACUAUUGGCGGAUACCCAGGUACUAUUAAAGGCUACGUCGACACAUAGCACUGAGGCUCAUAAAGUUGACGGUGCUUACGGAGGCGAAGAUGCCCAUUACCUCUUAGACCUUGACAUGGCGAUUUUAGGCGCUGAGCCUGACAAAUACUCCAAUUACCGAGAAAAGAUACGCGGCGAAUAUCUGUUUUUAAGCGAACCGAUGUACACCGCCCUCAGACUCAAGGUUUUACAAAAUUUUCUUCAAAUACCUAAUAUUUUUGCAACGAAAGAAUUUCGAGAAAAAUAUGAAGAACAAGCACGAACAAACAUACAAUCUGAAAUCGAACUAUUAUCCUAAAACUAUUUAAAUAUUACGUAAUACAUAAAAAAGUUGCUUUUAAAAAUCAAAUUGUAUUUAUACAAACUAGUAUUCCAACAAAAAGUUUAUCUUUUGUUCCGAUAUUUUUGAAGAUUAAUGAACCUAUAAAAAUCUAGUCUUUAAAACAAAUAA
Ceratosolen solmsi marchali is the source of this 853-nucleotide messenger RNA. RefSeq lists its product as uncharacterized. Lineage: Eukaryota; Metazoa; Arthropoda; Insecta; Hymenoptera; Agaonidae. The transcript has 5 exons. The coding region runs from base 53 to 700 and encodes 215 amino acids. The record is from RefSeq and is a predicted model, not a curated record.